This is a messenger RNA of Mucor mucedo, 1177 nucleotides long. RefSeq lists its product as uncharacterized. The transcript is spliced from 4 exons. Bases 51 to 899 code for a protein of 282 amino acids. Lineage: Eukaryota; Fungi; Mucoromycota; Mucoromycetes; Mucorales; Mucoraceae. The record is from RefSeq and is a predicted model, not a curated record.
GCUAUUUUGCAUCUCCCAAGGAACAAAAACGCAGAAAAGCAUCAAACAUCAUGAAGAAAAUUUGUAAUUUUUCUAAACACCCUUACUGCAUUGAUUUAUAUUUGGAUGAAGUCGAAACUUUCGUGACAUAUUCUUUCACCAACACUAGAAAAUGUAAUAACCGGUCCAGUUACGAACCUAAUCAUAGAAAGAUGAGGUCUUCCAUACUCUACGAUGCAGAUUCCAGGCUUAUUCUUAAAUUUGGAGUCGAGGCAGAUAAGGAGAGACAUCGAUCCCAAGACAAUAAAAACAUUUUUUAUGUAGAUAAUGUUUUUAUGCAUUUGGACAGUGUCUACUCAAGAUCAAAACAAAAGAAAUACAAAAAUGAUAUACAUGACCUAAUGAUACAAGAAGGUGUCGUUCUGUUUCUGAAACAACUACACGAAGGUUUUUCGCUUGGAAGGCUUACAACCCAUAUUACCGAUUUAGAUUAUCACUUCGCAAUCACUAUCCCGACACAUUGGAAUGAGACCAUUCGAGAAGUGCAUUUACGUGAGCUGUUUAUCAAAGCUGGUCUAGUCAGUAAAGAAGAUCAUUCUGAUAGAUUAUUAAUAUUUACGCGACUAGAAUCGAGAUUCCGCUAUCUUCAGUCCCUUAAACACGAAAGCAGUCAAAUGAGUUCCAAAAUUAGAUACGGGAGACUAUAUACGAUGUAUGCCAUAAAAGUUAUCGACAGCAAAAUUAUUGUCGCACUUGAUUUGUUUUCAGCCCAAUAUCCUUCAGUCCCAGCAUUUGACGAUUAUUACCUCGCUAAAUCAAUCAAAUCAAUUUACUUUACUAUUCCUGUAUAUCCCAAAAGAAGUUUUAGUAAGCAUACAAUAGUCAAUGCAAGUUAUCGUCUUUUAAGCAAUACAUUUUAGUCCAUAAAUCAUGCAAUAGGAUUGAUGAUGCCACAAAUUGCUAUACUGAACCCAUUACAAAGGAGGAACUUAUUUUAAUCAAGAGGCGUUUUGAAAUCGAACUACGCAGUUUGUCAGAGUGUAGUGCAGGGAAAAGCUGUACGACAUUUUUAAUAACAACUGGAUUAGAUGUUAGCUAUUACGAAGACUUCUAUUAUAAUCUUGUAGUAAAUUUAAUUGAAUGGAUUCAAGUCUUCGACACAAAAAAACUAAAGAAUACGUUGAUGACGUUUGGAAAA